Messenger RNA from Anopheles stephensi (Asian malaria mosquito), 17622 nucleotides. Its product is annotated as neurotrimin-like. The record is from RefSeq and is a predicted model, not a curated record. The transcript has 3 exons. Gene Ontology annotation, molecular function: axon guidance receptor activity; nucleic acid binding. Gene Ontology annotation, biological process: homophilic cell-cell adhesion; synapse organization; DNA integration. Gene Ontology annotation, cellular component: neuronal cell body; plasma membrane; axon. The coding region runs from base 8379 to 13544 and encodes 1721 amino acids. NCBI's taxonomy places the organism in Eukaryota, Metazoa, Arthropoda, Insecta, Diptera, Culicidae.
UUCAUUCGUGUUUUGAAUCGCGUGAAGUGUACACGAGGUUUUUGCUGCUGCGUGCCCGGUGUGCCGGAUCUCGCGGCCAAAAGAAUUUUCGUGCGUGUAGUGUGUGUGUGUGUUUUGUUUUACCACCCUUCCCAAUCAGGUUCGACAGUGUGUGUGUGUCUGUGAGUUUGUGAAGUGUGAAAGUUUGGCCAACAAGUGCUAAAAGUUAAAAAUUGAUCCUGAUAAGAAAGUGCGCGAUAGAGGGAAAGUGUACCGACAAAAAAAAGGAAGAAAGCAAAAGCAACCCGUGCCAUAAAAGAAUCUUUUUAACCCGCCCAAAGCAACCCUCCAAGUGCGGUGUGAUAAGAGAAGUGUUUUCACCUACCACACCCUCCCCCCGCCCUCGUUUUUCCAUCCACUCCGCUCCCCACUCUCAGCCCCAAAUUCCGCAAGUGUGAAAACGGGGAAAAGGUGCCCAGACUACUUUACCAGGCCGCAAGCGACGAACCGAACGAUGAAUCUUCGCAGCUGGGGUGCGGUGCAGCUUGCACUAGCGUUUGCCGUCGUGCUGGUCGGAACAAUGGUUGAAAGUACGUAUAAACCCAACCUCCCUUCUGCGUUAAUUCGAUUAUCGGUAAAAAAAAACAACCAAAAAGGUAACAAAAGAAAACUUCACCUGCUCGGCCCAAGAAAUAAAAAGGACCGAGAUUUCCUCAAUCAUAAUCAUAACAAUCGACCGCAAUCGAACAGUUAUGUGCGUUUUGUUUUCAUCGCCCAGACUCCAUUAAGCAGCGGAUUCACCACCGAUUCCCUCCCUGCGUGCAGUGAUUUACUCGAUCAAGCUGCUGGGGGUUAAACGCGGUGUGGAAAUGGGGUAAAUUCGCCGCAAAAAGAGCAGGCAACCUCUCACAUCCACCCGGACACAUCCAUUAAUACCCGAAUUUUUCCCUACCAGCACGGAGAUAAAACACGAAAUGUUUACGUCUGACGUGGGAAUAAUUUUCCCAAAGUUGGAAAAACGCGUGGCACGAGGCUGGGGGAAAAAUCACGCCAAAGAUGUCUGUUUGUUUGUACACACACACGGAGGAAUGGGCAAGAUGGAGAAAGGGGAAAUGUAGUAAUAGAGCGGUAGAAAAAGGCGUUCGGAAAAACAGAAGUGCGAACAAAUGCCUAAAGAAAAUGCAACCAUCAAUCUUUCAGCGGCAAACCGCGGGCCCACGAAGGAAAGAGACAUCGUACGGACUAAUAUUUUCUUCGGUUUUAUUCGAUUACCUAAUAGGUGAACCGAGGGAAAUGCGAUUCCUUCGAUGAAAAGGCAUGCGGGGGAGAGAGAAAAAAUAAACAAAAAAGGAAAACCAUUUUCCCGGUGCUUUGCCGUUCUACCUGUGCGCCCACCCUCCCCAGUCGCCCCACCGUUAAAUUGGCAGCAGUCAAAAUAAAUCUUCUCAUUAUGCAUCCUUUCCUUGCGCUGCUGUGUCCCGCUUUCUCACCUAAUAAACCGUGACGGGAGAGGAAAAUUCAGAUGAAAAAUGAAGCGGACAGAAGGGAAAACCUCGCGGGAUUCGAGGAAGUUGAACAAGGAAAAGGGUAAAACUUUGGUCCAAAAUUCAUCAAACGUUUUCCCGCGUUCCGGGCGGGAUUUGUGUGGCAAGAUUUGGCCGCUAAUGCUUCCGGGAAAGCGAAGGGGAAGGGAGAAACAGAAAAGCUUCUUCCCGCGCAGUUCCAUUAAACUUUUUUUUUCCCUUUGACUUUCGGUAAAAUCGAUUAGCGCACACAUUUUGUUUCGUAGGGUAUUUCAUGCCGGUUUAUCUUCCGGCCCUGGGAAACUCUGGGUGGUUAUGUUGGGCCAAGACCCAAGGCCCGGCCGGAAUGGCGAAAGUUUGUAAUGAAAACUUUAAAUUGGUUCAUUUAUUGAUUACGGGUGAAAAUUGUUUAUCAACGUGCCAUUGCUUGCGGCGACGACCGUUGCUGCUGCUGCUGCUGUGAAUGUCCCGAUAAUAUUUUUUUUUCCGCAUAGCCAUGGGCGAACGGAGGAAAACUCGUGUUUAUGAAGCAGGGAACCGGGGGUGAAACUGUUUUUUGUUUAGAUUGGAAGGCAAAUCUUUAUUGCUUUAUAUAUUGCUCGUUUUGUGGCGAGGGAUCGUUUGAUUUGAUUUUCAUUAUGGGCGGGAGAGUUUUGCUCGAUCGAAAGGCAUGCUGCUAUUUUUGUAACCGAAUGAUGAUUGGGCGUUUGAGCGAGCCCGUUUGAGCUAUAUUUGUACAGCUGGGAUAUUUGGGUUGAUUUGGUAAACUAAACGAGAUUAAUUCGUACUUUCAAGUCGUUUGUGCACGGUUUUGUAAAUUUGAGAAGAAAAAGAAUAAAAGUUAGAAUAAUUUAAGAUUAAACAUCAUCUCACCGAAAAAAGUAAAUUAAACAUCUAAAAAAUAAUAAAGCCAAGAAAAUGUGAAAACUUUAUUCAACUUCAAUAAAAGGCACAAAAAAAGGAUGAUAAAAUUAAAACAAAACACGAUACUUACAAACCAAGCAAUAGAAAACAUAAUAAUCAGUAAAAAAAAAGCUUCAUAAAGAAAUAAAACAGUGUUAAAGUAAUAUGAAACAAUUUUUUUUUCAAAAAUAAGGACAACAAAAAUAAAACAAAAACAAAAGAAAAAAAAGAAUAUAAGAAAACAUAAGUAAAGCGACUAAGACAAUUAAAACCAUGUUAAUCAUAUAACAUAAAUAAAUGUAUAAAGUAAACUAACAACAACAUAAAACAAAUAAGAAAAAGUGUAACACGUUGCUGGUGAACUAGAAAUUGGUAACAAAUAAUAACUUAAAAAGGGAAAUAAUACGAAAAAUACAGAAUAAUAAGAAUACGAGAAGAAUAGAGACAUUCAAAUAAAAACGAACAAAUAAAGAGAAUUUCACAAGGAUAAAUUAACAUUUCGGAAGAAGAUUGCUAAGAAGUAAAAACAGACAAACAAAUGAGCAAACAUAAACUUCUACUACUAAUGUAGAUAAUUAUGAGGAAAAACAGGAAAGGUUCAAAAGGAUAAAAUAGCAGCAAAAAACACAAUUAAAAAAGUUAAUAAUCAACAAAACAAAGAUAAUCUUGAACAAUGAUAGUGGAAUUAAAAAGAGAAGCAAGUGAAGCAAAAAUAAACUAAAAACAAUACAAAAUGAUUCAAAAAUAAACAAAAAGUUAAAAAGUCAAUAGAAAAAUUUAAAAAAGAUGAAAAAACCAUCAAACAAUAAAUUCUUCAUUGGAUGUAUGAAUUCGCAAAAAAAAUCUUUAAAAAUGAAUCAGGAAGUUAUCAAAACUAGCUGUCCAACUUUCUCUUUGGCAAUAAGUAUAAGCGCUUGUAAUGCUUGUCCGAGCAUCAAAAAUUUAAGUGAUUGACUCACCCUUACGAACAUUAUAGGUCGUUUCUCGUAUCGUUUAACUAGCUUAUAAUCGAUGAUAACAAAAACGCCGCCUCUGGUCAUGCGAACGCAGCAGCAGUAAACCCGAUCAUGUGCAAUAAUUAUGCUUCACCGGUCACUUUAUGCCGUCGCUUUAACCCAACUUUCUUCUCGAGCGUAUCGUUAACGAAAAAAAUUACACGCCAUCCUGGACCGGGGAGAAAUAUUUUCGAUCCCCACACACAACCUGCCACCAACCGACCAUUUGAUGACCAUUUCGCGUUGAUCAUGUAUUUUGUAAAGCGUCGAAAAAAUCGACCAAAAACGGAACAGAAAAAUGUUGGCCAAUUUUACCAACUCGCGUCCGUGUUUUUGUUUUUUUUUUUAUGGGAACCGGUUCCAAUAAAUACGAACAGAAAACGAUCGCGCCAGAAACCGGUUGGCGCGGGAUUCGAUUGACCAUUCAUACUGAGGACAAUAUUGGGUCGGAUCGACACGCGAUGCGGGGAUCGAAUCGCGACGCGGACUUUUCUUAUCAUAAACCGCAAAUUGAACCGCAGGCAUGCCGAUGAUUCGAUUUUUUUUUCUUCCUUCGCUUUGAGGUGUUUCGCCUUUGCUGACAUCAUGGGAUAACAAGCGACAGCAAAUUUCUGUCGAUGCAGCAAAAGAACGCCAAGCGGGGAAAAAAAAUUCCGAUCCUGGCAGCAAAAAUAAAUUGAACCACCAAUAUCGCUUUUUUUUUGGGGGGGGCCCCGGUGUGUGAAGCAAACAUGUCGAACAUCCAAUGCCAAGGUUAGGAGGAUAUCGUGUUUCGGUUACAACGGGCCGCUGAAGACAAGUGCGCGUCAACGGGAAUUGAUAUAAAAAAGCCUCGAAAAUGCCCAUACUCUACAACAAGCGUGAUUUGUCAACAGAAUGUUUCGGGUUUCCCUGUUUUUACCCCUCGUGUGUGUUUUAUUCAGUAUUGCUUCAGUUCUCAACACCUUCCUUUGUGGUGCUUCAAUUUUAUGAGCUGUGUGCUUUUAUGUUGUUCGCUUCUUGCCCCGCCACAAAUUCAUUGUCACUGUACUCGACCACAAGCUGCUGGCAAGAAGAGGAGUAAACGAUCUAACCUCAAAUAAACAACUGAAAGACCGACCAGAGGGAAUCUAGAAAUCACUCAAUCUACAAAGCUGAAUUUGAUUGCUCGAAGGGACCAGCAAUAGAGAGAGGGAUAGGCAGAAAUAGAAUAGAGAUCGGUAGAUAAAUCAAAAUCGUACGACCUGCCACACCGAGGCAGAACCUCAAGGACUCGUUUUGGGAAUUGUUCGAGUGCGGUGUGACAUAAUUUAUGCAUGCUUCCGUUUUGCACCGCUGCUGCAAGGCUCCGGACGAGAUAAAUGUUUAAGCGAUCGGGCAAAGCAAUAGCUUCCCGCUGUUAUCUUGUACUUCAAUAAUUCUUUAUCUUGCUGCUGGAGAGGAUUUUUGAAAUGUGAACAAUUAAAUCGUCUUCUCUUUUGUCCUUGUUGCUUUGAAGAUUGACUCUCGGGACAUGGAAAUUAUUCCCCACGAAAAAAAAAAACAGUCUCCUGAGCGGCGUCAUGUCACCUGACCAAAAAUAAGCGACACUUCAAAUCCCCCCCGUUCCAACUUGAGCACCUGUGCAACAAGUUGCUUUAAACCGCCCUUAAAGUACAGCGGUGUGCGGCAGGCCCGAGCUCAGAAAACAGAACCGUUUAUCAGAUGCGCCUUAUCUCUAUUUUUACCCUCGAAAACGCGUGAUCGAGAGCGGUGCGUACGACGACGACGCGACAGCAUGUCUCAGGUAGGGACAGAGGGAAGAUCAACUUCCCUGCAGACGGGACUGACGGGGUGCUGGUGGUGCUGGUGAAGGAAAAGGAAUUGCUUAAGAAUUUCUCAAGAGCAAAUUUUCGAUGCCGACCCCCGCGGGCCAGGGGCGCAACGCUUUAGAAGGCGGCGUCAGCUCCGUACCGUACCACAUUCUUCACAUUUCAGUCGUGUUACGCAAGGCAAGGCAAGGAGAGGAGACCAAGAAGGUGUGUGUGAAGAGUGGAAGGGUGGACAUGUAAACCGAAAGGGGUCGAUGCCGGGCAAGUUUUUGUGUGUGAUAAAUGUGUGCGCCGCGGCUAUUUGGGCAACGCGUUUUAUGACAAACAUGAGCGAACGGUUGAAGUUUUACGCAGCCAAACAGUACGAUGUGACAUGAGGGAAAAUAAUUCUAUAAUUCAUAGAUCAAGGUGUAUAGUUGGUGGUACACAAGGUUUGUUGUUUUGUAUGUGCCAGAUUGAAUAAAAAAAAUGCUUCCCGUUUGGUAGCAAUAUGCGCAUGUAUUGGGCUGGUGCUAUAAAGAAUUUAAAUAGUUUUAUGCAAAUCAGUUAGAAGAAUGUAAAUCGCUUCAAGGUUUAUAUUGAUUAGCACACCUUUAGCGAGCACCGAUCGGACCGGAUAUUGGAAUUAGAAAAAUUAAAAAUAACCCCAUCAACAACGCCAUGGUGUGUCGUGGCCGACGAAACGGGCGAACGGGAGUUAUUAGUUAUUAAUGCACCUCUUCGUAAACAUUCCAUAGUUUCGAACAUCUAGGGGGAAACAAUUUUUUUUUCUUUGGCAUAAUGUUUAUUAAUAUUCAGCGCCAGAUUAUUAGCGACAGAAGCGAUUUCGAUCACGGAAGAAGACAAGUUGUCGAAAAGCAAGAGAAAGAGAGAGAGAAUAUAAAUUGAACUGGUGGUAGAUUUAAUGGUUUGAAAUUAAUUUUUCUUAUUGAGGGUAUUUAUAUUGUGCAUAUGAGACCAAUUCCAUCUCAAGUAUAGCAUCAAUAAUAUUUUUAAGACAAAAUUAGACUUGUUUAUCAUUUGCUAAUGACCAUACAAAUUCCUUCCUUCUCUACGAAGGGUGUUACCGUUACUCUAACCCUUUUAUAAAUUUACUCAUUUUUUACGUUAAAAUAUUCACCCAAAUCCCCCCCAAAUUUCUUGUGUUAAAAUCAAUGUUGCUUUAUUUGCCCUUGCGUUGGAAAUCAAUCUACAAAUUAAUGAAGCAAAUCAAAAAAACACAUCAAACGAGGUAUCACAUUCCACCGCAUUAUGUAUCGGUUCAAAUUUAAAGUCAAACCGUUACAGGUAGCCAAUGGGAAAUAAAUGACACAUGCAGUAAGACCUGAUCUUUCGAAGAAACAUGCAUAAUUCGAUGAAAUUUGCAUGCCGAUAACGCCGAACGGUAAUUUAUCACCCCAACGGACUAUUUAUCGUGCUGAUAAAGCUGCUUUAAAUUAUUCAGUUGCAUUUUUUCGUUUUUCUAAUAAAUUUGGUGUUUUUGGUAGGAGUUUUGUGACAGAUUACUAAGCAUUUGACAACUGAUACAAUAUCUUCGGUCUAAGCGUCUAAGUCCAUCGACAACACGAGUUUUGUCCGUCCUACAGACUUGAGAAGCAUUUUAUGCUUCAGGUUCAUUGGCGGACAUUUUUUAUUAAAAUAUUUAGAAAAAAUAUUGAAAAGAAAAAUAAAUGUUCACCCAUCUUACUUCUAUGAACCUUGACUGGCGUGACUAGCUUUUUUAUCAUUUCGAAUCUGGGCUAAAUCGAUUACUAAAUCGAGUAAUCGAUGAAUAUUGCUCCUGAACUUGCUCGCAGUCUUUCUUUUUGCACUCGUGUUUGUUUACUCUAAUUAACUUCCAAUAGACUUCAUAAAUUUACAAAAUGAUUUUAGUGAGCUAGAUAUAAUAAUUGGAAUCCUCCACAUUAAUUUAUUUGAAUACACUCACCAACCGUUUAUAACUCCUUAUUUGCAUGACUGGUUUCUUAAGCUGCUUCAAUGCUCGAGCAAAUGAUUAUUAUAUCGAUGUAUCGAUUAAGGCUACCAAUCCGCCAAAUAUGAUUCAUCGAAAGAUUAAACGAUUUGCUAACAAAACUAUAUUUAAACAGUAUUUCCAACCAAUGUUCAAAACAACCUAUGUUCCAGCUGGUACUAAAAGCUCGCUGUCAGAGCCAGAGUUCACGGCACGCUGUAACCGUGCCCCGGUCAUGGACAACCAGCUGUAAAAAACCCCCGAUAAAAACCAACGUACCGAUGUAGUUGGCUAUCGUUGACAGCGUUUCACUAAUUUAUGCUAAUGCUUCGAACGGCCAUUCGGUACUUCACUGCGACCGAUCGAUCGAUUGUUCAGCUGACGGCUACACUUAUAAAGCGAACCUCCGGUUGAACCGCUUGGGCUAGGAUUAAUUAAAAUAAAUGAUUUCUGCGCGUAAGGCAAAAGGCACACGGCCAUCGGAGGUUCCUGCGUUUACUGCUAAAAGCCUACUGCGAUGCGAUAAGCCACCGCAGUAAGACCGCCAUUCGUAAAGAGGUAAAGUGAGUUACCUACAACCAGUGUACCGAGAUUUCGAUUCGUUGCGAUUCUGGACCGAUAAUGGCUGCAGAGAUUGCUGGAACGUGACGAAUGACGUCUGCAAAUUGAAUGUUGAUUGUUGUUGACGCUGCUAGCGAUAUGGAACAUGUAUCGGUAGAUUGUGAGCUAAUUGAAUCCUCGAACGAAAAGACAUAAACAGGUCAGAUCACAUGACAACGUGUAAACGGGGACUGAGAAAGCGGACAGAAAGGCAGUAGCGAGAGAGGCAUUGAAAGCAAAGGACGCUAAGGCCACUAUUUUUGAGUUUUUUUUUUCCUUUAUUGUGCUACGUAUUAGUUAAAUAAAUGGAUUUAGUAUUAAAAAACUUCAAAAACGGCUCGCGUUUGUUGCAUACGCAACAAAAUUCUCAAAAAUAAUGUCGAUAUUGUGAUGCAAUAUCCGCAGCAGAGACAUCAUUGUGGUGUGUGACAGAGACCGGGAACGCGUGGGAACACGCUAUAAGAACAAAAGCGCUUUUCGUGCUACAACAGAAAGAUACGGUGCGACGUAUGAAACAGUGUGUGUAUGUGCGAUAAAAGAACGCGUGUGAUCUUGUAUUAACCGGUAAAGACCUCAGGUGCUACUCGGUAAUAAAGUACGGCUGCGAGGAUUCCGUACAAAGACCAUACAAAACAAAAUGGAGGAUCAGGCGUCAACGAGCGGCCAUGAUGCCGGUAGUGUUGGUGUGAGUGAAGUGACGCCUGAGAAGAAAGGACCAUCGAAGAAACCCACAAAGGGCGGCCACGAGGCCGAUAGUGUUGGGCAAAAGAACCUUUCAAAGAAAAAGCUAUCGUUCCGGGUUACAACUCCAACUCGUCGUGUGACUCGCAGCGCAAAAAAGGCACAUGGAAAUGUGAAGAAACAAACUGUGCAAGUGGCGGUAUCUUCAUCGGAAAGUGAUAGUUCUAGUGAGGAAGAAGAAGAAGUAGAACCAACAAGUGUGGACGUGCAACCAACUAAGGAACAAAGGCGUGCUCGACACGGCAUUUCUCAGAAGCUUCCUGAGUUCAAUGGCAAACCACAGGAUUGGCCAAGAUUCUACGGCGCCUUUCUAGCCUCGAACAAAUCGUGUGGCUUCACGAAUAACGAGAAUCUUGUGCGGCUUCAAGAAUGCCUGAAAGGACCUGCCUUAGAACUGGUUCGCGGAAGGUUGAUAACGGCGGAAUCCGUUCCGCGAGUGAUCGAGAAACUGGUGCAAGUGUACGGAAGACCUGAGCUUAUCUUGCAUAGCUUGUUAAAGAAAGUUCGUGAAGUAAAGGCUCCGAAGGCGUCGGAUCUAACCAGCUUCCUGCCGUUUAGCAACGCUGUCGAAGAGUUGUGUGAACAUCUCGAAGCAGCCCAGUUGAAAGACCAUCUACACAACCCGUUGCUUAUUCAGGAGCUGGUCGAUAAGCUCCCAGACGCAGACAAGCGGGCCUGGUCACGAUUUAAGAGAGGUCAUGGAUCCGUAUCGCUGCGAACGCUAACCGACUUCCUUGACGAGGUGGUGACCGAAGUUCUCGACACCACUUUGGAUCUCGGUAACUACAUGCCCCUAUCAUCGCAACCAAAGGACACUCGCAGAAGGGAAACGGUAGGCCAUCAUCAGACAACGCCAGCACAACAAGGGAGAAAGCCAUGCCUUGCAUGUGAAGCAACGGAUCAUCGUCUACGCAAUUGCACGGUGUUUAAGGAGUGGACAACAAGACAGCGGCAAGACUUUGUGGCGAAGUACAGUCUGUGUAGAUUGUGUCUCAACGGACAUCAAGGAAGGUGCUUCGCACCAAAGAGAUGCAACGUAGGUGAUUGCGACCAAAUGCACCACCCCCUUCUACACGAUCAGGUAGGAUCUAAAUUGGUUGACGGUAUUAGUGCGCAUGUAAAUGCAAAUGACUGUAUGCUGUUCCGUGUCGUUCCGGUAAAUGUCCAUCAUAAUGGAACCAUACUAACCGUUCUUUGUUUUCUUGAUGAAGGAGCGUCUAUAACGCUGGUAGAGCGUCAAUUGGUGGAGCGUCUCGGAGCUGGCGGCGUUCCUGAGAAGCUCACCCUGCGAUGGACUGCUGGCAUUGAGAGAGUAGAGGACAAAUCGCAAAGGCUGAAUCUGACAAUAUCAUCUGUAGGCUCAGCAAAGCAAGAGACGCUAAAAGACGCACGAACGGUUGAAAGGCUAGAGCUACCACAUCAAAGUGUAGAUCGGGAAAAAUUGAAAGAACGGUACGCGCAUUUAAGAAAAAUUCCCAUCGAAUCAUACCAAGGCAGACCCGAGAUCAUGGUGGGACUCAACAACAUCCAUUUGUUCACGCCCUUAGAAGUAGUCUCCGGAGAGGAAAGCGAUCCUAUUGCUGUGAAAACGAAGUUGGGUUGGUCUGUUUACGGGUAUACAAAGUCUGGUGCGACCAAAAACAACAUCGGGUAUCAUAGCGUGACCAAUGAAGACCUUGAUUUGCUAAUAAGAGAACAUUACAAGCUGGAAGAAUCUGUGAUAACGAUACCAAAUGACUCUGCCGAGAACAAAAGAGCUAAGGAGUUGCUAGAAGAAACAACGAAACGAGUGGGUGAACGAUUUGAGACCGGCCUAUUGUGGAAAGAAAAUGAACGCAGUUUUCCUGAAAGCUACUCCAUGGCAGUGAGACGUUUUAAGCAACUCGAAACGAAGCUGAAGAAAACCCCUGAGCUACACAACAACUUAUGCCAGCAAAUCGAAGAGUAUCAGAGAAAGGGUUAUGCACAUCGUAUUACACCAGAAGAGUUGCGUGAUACUCCGUCCAAAAACGUCUGGUAUUUGCCGAUCAACGUAGUGGUGAAUCCCAAGAAACCUGGCAAGGUGAGAGUCGUAUGGGAUGCAGCUGCAACCGUGAAAGGAGUAUCUCUAAACACCGAGUUGCUUAAAGGUCCUGAUCUACUCGUGCCGCUUAUGCAGGUUAUCACAGGUUUCCGGGAAAAGAGAAUUGCGUUUGGCGGAGACUUGCGUGAAAUGUUUCACCAGAUUCAGAUACGCUCGGAGGACAAGCAGUCUCAAAGAUUUGUGUUCAGAAAAUCUCCAAACGAGCCCUUUGGUAUUUAUGUGAUGGACGUAGCCACCUUCGGUGCGACAUGUUCCCCUUGCACAGCGCAAUUUGUGAAGAAUAGAAAUGCCUGUGAGUAUCAAGAUCAAUUUCCCCAAGCGGCAGAAGCGAUAAUAAAGCGUCACUAUGUAGACGACUACUUUGACAGUACCGAUACGGUAGAGAAAGCGCUGAAACUAGCAAAAGAAGUCACCCUGGUGCAUCGUAAAGGAGGCUUUGAAAUCCGUAACUGGGUUUCCAACUCGAAAGAAUUCCUGGAACAGCUUGGCGAGAACACGGACGUGGGCCCAAUACACUUCAACAAAGACAAAGAGACAUUGCACGAAAGAGUGUUAGGUGUUAUAUGGGACCCUACAGAGGAUAUGCUUUCCUUCUCAACAUCGAUGCGAGACAGUUUAAGGCCAUACGUUGAGGAUGGUGUAACGCCUACGAAGAGAAUUGUUACCAGUUGUGUUAUGGGAUUGUACGAUCCUCUUGGUCUGAUCUCGCCGUUCACCAUCCACGGCAAGAUUCUUAUUCAACAUCUCUGGAGGUCAAAAUGUGAUUGGGAUGAUGAGAUAAAUAAGGAGGCGGUAAUAUUGUGGCACAGAUGGAUAGAGCUUCUCGAGAACAUAAAAACUAUACGAAUACCUCGAUGCUACCUUGACACAACACAUUCAGAUGCCAUAGAAUCGGUUGAACUCCAUGUAUUUACUGACGCCAGUGAACACGCAUACGGGUGUGUAGCGUAUCUCCGAAUACAGGCUGAAGGCACAGUACGUUGCAAACUCGUUAUGUCUCGAAGUAAAGUUGCACCGUUGAAGAGACAAACGAUUCCUCGACUGGAACUAAUGGCUGCGGUAUUGGGCGCUCGUAUUAGUCACACCAUUCUAGAGACCCAUUCAUUGAAGAUCGACAAAUGCACUUUCUGGUCAGAUUCCAAGACGGUCCUCAGCUGGAUCAAUUCGGAGCAACAUAGAUUCGUCCAAUUUGUAGCCUUCCGAAUUGGAGAAAUAUGGGAGUUAACCAACAAAAAAGACUGGAGAUGGGUGCCAACUAAGCUGAAUAUUGCCGAUGUUAUGACCAAGUGGGGGAAAGGUCCUCCUUUAGAAAUGUAUGGAGAAUGGUUCAGCGGUCCAGCAUUUUUGUACGAGCCUGAAGAGCAUUGGCCUGUGGCUGACGGUGAGAUAGAAAGUACCGAAGAAGACACUCGGAAAAUAGUCCUAUUUCAUUCAGUAAUCACAUCGCAACAGCUACCAACCUGGCAACGACUGGUUCGUGUUAUGGCAUAUGUCAUCCGAUUCGUAGACAACUGUGUUAGAAAGAGAGAUAAGCAAGCAAUCCACACCAUAGAAGCAACUGGAAAGCUUUCGACAAAUCUAAAAGCGACAUUUAAAGCAAGAAAAGUACCAAUAGAAAAGGAGGAGUUAGAGAGAGCUGAGAUCCACCUGAUUAGGCAAUCGCAGUGGGAAUCGUUCCCGGAGGAGAUGGAUAUACUGCACGCCAACCUCGACAGCUCGGUAGUGGCACGGAAGAUUAAGAAGAAGAGUGUUGUGUACAAAUACUCUCCGGUGUUAGACGAGAAUGGAGUGAUGCGAAUGGAGAGCAGGCUCAUCAACAAUCGCGACCUUCCAUUCGACCAACGGUAUCCGAUCAUUCUGGCGAGACAACACGAAAUAACGAAAAGGAUCGUGCAACACUAUCAUGAGUCGUUUGGUCAUGCUAACAGUGAGACUGUGCUAAACGAGAUGCGACAACGGUUUAAGAUCCCGAAACAUCGAGCUGCCAUCAAGGAGGUACGUCGUCAGUGCACUUGGUGUAGAGUCUACAAGUGUAAACCUUUUACUCCAAGAAUGGCGCCGCUACCAGUUGAAAGAUCGACACCCAGUUUUCGUCCAUUCAGCGCAGUGGGGAUCGAUUAUCUCGGUCCAUUAGAAGUCACCGUGGGGCGUCGUAAAGAAAAGCGGUGGGUGGCAGUUUUCACUUGUCUUACCAUAAGAGCGGUACAUCUCGAAGUCGUUCAUACUCUAUCAACCCAGUCGUGUCUGAUGGCGAUUAGGCGGUUCGAGAGCAAAUUCGGGAAGGCGGAUGACAUCUUUUCUGACAACGCCACAUGUUUUAGAGGUGCGGAUAACGAACUACAACGGAUUGACCGGAUAUUCUACGAGUGUGCCGAAAAGGUUAUCUCGGCCUCAACAUCGUGGCACUUCACUCCACCGGGAACUCCACACAUGGGCGGCGUGUGGGAGAGGAUGGUGCGAUCGGUGAAGGAAGCGAUGCGGGUGCUGGGGGACAACAGGGUACUAACGGAUGAAAUCCUGCUCACCACGUUGGCAGAAGCAUGUGAAAUGAUUAACUCUCGUCCCUUAACGUAUUUACCGGAAGACUCGUUAGAACCAAAAUCACUAACCCCUAAUCAAUUCUUGAGAGCGCCAGGAUCAUGUACUGCGGUUUGCAAAUCUUAUAGUUUAACAGAGAGCCUUAGGAAUCAAUUCAAACGCUCGCAAUACUUAGCUGAUAGGAUGUGGGAACGAUGGACAAAGGAAUAUUUGUCGUCCAUAAACCAGAGGAGCAAAUGGUUCGAAGAUCAAAAGGAACUAAAAAUCGGUGAUCUAGUGUUCGUUGUCGAUGGUAAGAAUAGAGCCGAGUGGUUGAGAGGUAGAGUGGUCGAAACGAUAAAGGGAAAGGACAAUAGAGUGAGACAGGCAGAUGUAAAGCUAGCAAAUAACAAGAUCAUAAGACGAGCGGUUAUACAUCUAGCAGCUUUAGAGAUUCAGUAAGUCCUUCGUUAGGACACGAGGGACGUUACGGGUGGGGGUGUUGACGCUGCUAGCGAUAUGGAACAUGUAUCGGUAGAUUGUGAGCUAAUUGAAUCCUCGAACGAAAAGACAUAAACAGGUCAGAUCACAUGACAACGUGUAAACGGGGACUGAGAAAGCGGACAGAAAGGCAGUAGCGAGAGAGGCAUUGAAAGCAAAGGACGCUAAGGCCACUAUUUUGAGUUUUUUUUUUCCUUUAUUGUGCUACGUAUUAGUUAAAUAAAUGGAUUUAGUAUUAAAAAACUUCAAAAACGGCUCGCGUUUGUUGCAUACGCAACAAUUGUGUUAAUUGGGCUGUGAAAUGUGAUCGUGAAGCAGCCCGUGUGGUGUAUCUGGCGUGUUCGUUGGUCAUUGUUUGCUUAUCGUCGAAGGCUGUGAUUAUAAUGUACAAAUUACUGGUCUUGAAAGGACGAUUGAAAAAAAACAAACCCUGCUCGCUGCUAGUGUGUGGUUUACAUGAUAAGAGAUUGACCGGUCAAAAGCAAGCAAUUAAAUAGAAUCAAAGCUAUUAGACGAUAGUUUUGAAGUAUAAAACACACUAAUGACUGGCGAAUAAGUUGCCAAUCCCUGUCAUAAAAUUUGAGCAUUUGCAUUCCAACGCCAACAGUACUCACCCAUUAACAGCCAUGUCGGAUCGGAUUAGUUUGAACAUCGCUCACAGCGUUCGGUGUUAUGAAGCAAUUCAAUUUGUACUUCAUUACGUAUCCUCAUUAAGAGUAGGAUGAUGGCCCAAACAACGCACACACACAGACACCAGAAAAGCGAAAUCAUAAACAGCACUACGGGAAUUAAUUUAAGCUCUCGCGAUCAAUAACUUCCAAGUCAAAAUACGAGCAACAAUAAUCCUCCAAGCCAGCCGCGUAUUAUAAUAAUAAUGAGCGCGAAACAAAAAAUGGCUAAGGAUCCCGGCGUCAAUCAAGCGGUCGGCGAAACCUAUAAUUUAUCUCAACUCUACAUCUUCAGGCACUGUGUUCGACCUGCGCCGGCAUUUGGCCAAAUCUAACGAAGCUAAACGCAAUUUAUGACAAGCUCAGCUGAUUUCAUUCACAUUUGAGAGAGACUUUUUUUUCAGCUAUUAGUUGUAGUCUAGCACAUUUUGGCGUUCGUUUCAGGCAUCGGGCUCCCACUAGAGCUCCCCCUGCUAUGGGCUUCAUGUUUUGGCUAGACGAGUCAUGUUGACCUCAUCAUCAGUGGCACGCCUUCCCACAGGUGUCAAUCAGUGGAUUUGAAUGUUGAGCGGUAGACGAAGGGGCGAUAGAGAGAGAGAGCUCUCGUUGAACGUUUUCAACAGUGGUGGAUGAUCGAAAAUGAAAAAUGAUCCGUACAUGUGAAUGAGCUAAAAAUAGCUAUGCCAGCUAACAAAUUGAAUCUGGAACUGAUUUAUUUGAAACACCUUGAAAGAUGGCUUGAUAAGUGGCUGGUAGAAUUUAAAUAAGGGGUUUCUUAUUCUUGUAAAAAAAAAGAUAAUCAAAAAUUAGAUUUUGAGUUUUUAUACUGUAUCUCGGUAGAUUCUCUUUAAGUAAUUAAAUAUAAACCGGUAAUUCCUUAUGAAAAUGGCGUUUUUUCGCCGACUCUUACAAGCUUCAAUUUUUAGUAAAAAGCCAAACAAUUAAAGCUAAAUUAAAAUCGACUGUUUCUCUCCGCUAAAAAAAUAAAAAAAACGGACCCAAACACACCAGAGGAAGAAAGACAAUUUCUAUCUUUAAACCUACAACGCCGCCACAGUCAAUCUGGGCGCGUCAUGGUUAGCAAGAAACGGUGCCACAACCGCCAGGACUAAUCUCAUUAAAUUAAUGAAUGUGAAAAAUCACUUCAAAUCAAAUCUCGCUCUCAUCCUCGGCCAGCUACCUUCGUCACGGUUACGCCGCACCGACCUAGACAAACUUCCGACCAGGUCAGGAAAUUAUUAGCACGGGGCACGCCGACGACGAUACGGUGUGGCGCAAAAAUCAUCCAUCCAUCUUUCGCAGCAAAACGGACGAUCGUUAUCUCCGUUCGGUGGUCGUUUAGAGAAUGUAAAAUGGGAAAUGCAAAGUGAAAAGUAGCAACAAAAAAAGACAAAACCAAAGAAAAAGGACCUCUUGACCGAGGCGCUGAUGACGGCGAUGCCGUACGCCGCUGAAUCAUAUUACAACACAGUCGGGGAGACCCUGCAAGAGGCCGACCUUUUGCACGAUUUAUGACGCGCGCGCCAAACGACCAAAUGGCUUUAUGAAAUGGGAAUUUCGGUAAACAUUACUGGACCGGUUGAAUAUCCAGCGAAAGUGUGGAGGGAAUUUUCUUAAAUAAUCAAAACAAAGGAGAGAGAGAGAGAGAGAGAGAGAGUGAGUGCGAAUGAUUUUUUUUCCAUUUUAUGAUUUGUAAUCAACGGUAAAAACAUAAAGAAAAUUUAAAAUUCGCAUCAUCAAAACAGGGAAAGCGAGAGAUUACAAUCGCCGUCUGGGUUUGGGCGUUAGGUGGUGACUAAUUUAGUAAUGGACACGAAAUGGCACCACGCUCAUAAAGCAUAAGCACAUGCAUACGUGCAGCGCCGGCAAAGAACAGCACGAUAAACUGGCGAAGCUAAUGAAUCACACCAGCUGGUAGACAGACGGUCGCGGACUGAUAUGCAUGCAAUCAGACCAUGAACGAAGGAGAAAAAUCAAUGGAAAAAUAAAUGUUUACACUAAGGAAUAUUAUAUUUCAUACAGUCAAGGUGUGUUUCUGUUUAAAGGCCUUCACAAAAAAAAAAAAAUAAAGGAGUGUUUACUCGUUCCUAUUUUUGCGUCAAAAGAUAUCGCAAAACACGCACCAAUCUUCGAAAUCGCAAAACAAAAAGAACAAAAAAUUGUUUCAGAUGUUAUCGUAAUAGCGUCACAUUAUUUUACAAAUCUUUUGAAACAUUUCCCAGUGACAAAAGGAUACACAAUACGCUAGAUAAAGCUGGCCCUCUAUAUGUCAAAUUGAAAAACAAAAAUUAUUAACAUAAGCGUGAAAAGCUCGACGCUCAAACAAAAUGACAUUCUUACACGAGCACUUAAGAAGAUAGUUUUCUAUUAAAUGAGUAACAAGCAGACUACUUGGACGGUCCGGAGAUUGAAACGACAGCGGCGCCGGAUUUCACACGGCAGUACCGGGGUUCAAGUAUCUUCUCGGCCGUUCCCCCAUAAUGAGGAACGAUUAUCCAACUGUGCGGUAACAAUGAGUCCAGUAAGCCAGAAAUGACAGGCACGAUCUAAGAGAUCGUUAGGCCAAGAAAAAGAAGAAGAAGAAUUGACUUAACUGACUGAAAAUGUCUCAAAUGGCUCUAAUAAAUAUAGAAUCAUUCUAUUGAUUGACUGAUAUACUGAUUAAAAUGUUUAAAAAAUAAAAAAUAUUGAUAAAAUCAUUUUCAUGUGAUAUUGCAAAAUUAUAAAUGUUCAUCGUAAUCAAAAAAUGCAUACUAUAUUUGUAUCAUAUGAUUUCAUAAUUGAUGCCUAUGAUAUUGCAAACCCCGUAAUGUGAGAGAAUAUAUAAUCCGCGAGUAUAAACGAAUGAAACUCAAUUAACCGACCCACCAAAAAUAUUUGAGACUUACACUGACUAUAAUUAGUGAUAACUUUACGAUAUGAACUGCACCAUUCAGUGAAAAUUUGAAGCAAAAAAUUGUUUUAUCCCAACUGGCUGGUAGUGAUGCUGCAUAUGAAUAUUUUAGCAAAGCAGUAAACAAAUUAUUGCCUUACUUCACAUACUCUCUUCAUUCUUGUUUUUUACACUACAAACACACACACACACACACACACACACACACACACAAGCAUACAUUGCAUCAGCAAAAAUUUUCGCUAAUGCAUUUCACCGUCCGAAAGAGUGCAUCGCCUGUUUUGUAAUGCGCUCCUGUUUACCGAACCCCAAACAUCUGUGCUCGGACAGCAUUACGGUUGGCUAGGAUUGCCUCUGCAUCUACUCCGUCUUAAACGAAAAGAGGAAUUUUGACCUGAAUAACUCGCGGCUUUUUGAAGGUGGCUUCGUAGCUAUUUUUAAGUGCAAUCCUCCUCUUUUGACCACCAAAAAAAAAAAA